Messenger RNA from Homo sapiens (human), 8040 nucleotides. RefSeq names its product PHD finger protein 21A (gene PHF21A). The transcript is spliced from 19 exons. The record is from RefSeq and is a predicted model, not a curated record. Bases 1325 to 3391 code for a protein of 688 amino acids. Gene Ontology annotation, molecular function: chromatin binding. Gene Ontology annotation, cellular component: nucleus. NCBI's taxonomy places the organism in Eukaryota, Metazoa, Chordata, Mammalia, Primates, Hominidae.
GCAGUUCCCAACACUUCUCGUCAUCCUCUCUUUGGUCUCUUUAUUCUGCUGAGCGGUGCUGUUAGGAUUUCUUUUUUUUUUUUUUCCCCUGACCACGUUCGCGAUGGUGGGUAGCAGCAAGGUGGCCCUGGUAGGGGAGGGGUUGGUAUCGAGAUUGGGCACCGGAGGAGAACGCCUUCUUUCAACUUUGUCUGUGGCUUGCACCCCCGGAGAAGGCCACAGGCCGGUUGUCGGGUGCAGAUGUGCCGAGAGUGAUUUCUAAGUAGUUGAGUUGUUGUGAUGAGGGUACGACUGCUAAUGGUCGGCAGGUUUUGUUUUCAUUGGUGAAUCUGGUGUCAUCAUAUUCCGGUCAUAUGUUGAAAUAUUCUUUGUUUAGGUCUGGAAGUAGAGGAUCUCACUCUGCACGUCCACAUUGUGUUGUUUUUAAAAUGAUGUCUCUGGGAGUCUGGAUUUCUAGAAUUUCAAAUCUGAGUGAAGGUCCGGGCAUGUGUGGGCCUCAUCACCUGGCCUUGACAGUGAACUUUGUGGCUGUGUUUCAGAUUUCAAAGAUUUGCCCCAUAGCUGGGGAAGGAGUUGUGCAUUUUUGCUAAUAGUCGGUGUCAGGAAUGUAGAUGCUCGAGCUGGGAAAGUUAGAGAGGGAAGAACAUUUAUAUAUAAAUAAUGGAUAGUUGAAUAUUAGAAUCAGAUUAAUUUGGGCUGAUGAAAGUUUUUUUUUUUUAAAGCAGUUGUGCACUCUGGGAAGGAAGUCUUUUCACAGGUUCACUUGAUAGGGAUUCUUUAAGGCGAGGGGCUGGAAUUAUCUCCUUUUUGAGCGAGUUCUCACCAACAUCUGUAGCUUUAUUGAGGGCCUGGUAAGGGUACUGAAAUUGAGGCUAAACCAUGUAAGCGUACUUUUCAGUGUUUAUGAUAUUUGUUUACAUCUGGUGUUCACUCUAAGCAAUAGAAAUAAAUAGGUCAGCUUUGCUUUUGGUCUUUGAAGACUGGCCCCCUCCUUCCUUUUUUAAGUUUCACAAUUUAUUUGGUUUACAGCAUUGUUGGAAACUGUUACUACAUUUUUACUGGAAAUACUAUUAUUCAUUUUAAUUUUGGGGGCUAGAGAGCUGAAGGAGAGCCAGUUUCCCCAAAAUUGGACUUCUCAGAACCUUUAAUAUGCUAAUGUGCAUUGUGAAUCUCCAAGAGGGGGAUAUGAUAUGCAGCAUUCUUGAAUACUUCUAAUGACAGGGAGCCCACUACCUCAUAAGCUGCAGUGAGAAGAGGAGUUUGUUACUUUAAACAGAGGCUGAAGAAACUAUAGAAUUAGCAGAGAAAGUGGAGAAGGUAGAGGAUGGAGUUGCAGACUCUACAGGAGGCUCUUAAAGUGGAAAUUCAGGUUCACCAGAAACUGGUUGCUCAAAUGAAGCAGGAUCCACAGAUAUUUUUUCUUUCCAAUCAGAAUGCUGACUUAAAGAAACAGCUUCAUGAACUCCAAGCCAAAAUCACAGCUUUGAGUGAGAAACAGAAAAGAGUAGUUGAACAGCUACGGAAGAACCUGAUAGUAAAGCAAGAACAACCGGACAAGUUCCAAAUACAGCCAUUGCCACAAUCUGAAAACAAACUACAAACAGCACAGCAGCAACCACUACAGCAACUACAACAACAGCAGCAGUACCACCACCACCACGCCCAGCAGUCAGCUGCAGCCUCUCCCAACCUGACUGCUUCACAGAAGACUGUAACUACAGCUUCUAUGAUUACCACAAAGACACUACCUCUCGUCUUGAAAGCAGCAACUGCGACCAUGCCUGCCUCUGUGGUGGGCCAGAGACCUACCAUUGCUAUGGUGACCGCCAUCAACAGUCAGAAGGCUGUGCUCAGCACUGAUGUGCAGAACACACCAGUCAACCUCCAGACGUCUAGUAAGGUCACUGGGCCUGGGGCAGAGGCUGUCCAAAUUGUGGCAAAAAACACAGUCACUCUGCAGGUUCAGGCAACACCUCCUCAGCCCAUCAAAGUACCACAGUUUAUCCCCCCUCCUAGACUCACUCCACGUCCAAACUUUCUUCCACAGGUUCGACCCAAGCCUGUGGCCCAGAAUAACAUUCCUAUUGCCCCAGCACCACCUCCCAUGCUCGCAGCUCCUCAGCUUAUCCAGAGGCCCGUCAUGCUGACCAAGUUCACCCCCACAACCCUUCCCACAUCCCAGAAUUCCAUCCACCCCGUCCGUGUCGUCAAUGGGCAGACUGCAACCAUAGCCAAAACGUUCCCCAUGGCCCAGCUCACCAGCAUUGUGAUAGCUACUCCAGGGACCAGACUCGCUGGACCUCAAACUGUACAGCUUAGCAAGCCAAGUCUUGAAAAACAGACAGUUAAAUCUCACACAGAAACAGAUGAGAAACAAACAGAGAGCCGCACCAUCACCCCACCUGCUGCACCCAAACCAAAACGGGAGGAGAACCCUCAGAAACUUGCCUUCAUGGUGUCUCUAGGGUUGGUAACACAUGACCAUCUAGAAGAAAUCCAAAGCAAGAGGCAAGAGCGAAAAAGAAGAACAACAGCAAAUCCGGUCUACAGUGGAGCAGUCUUUGAGCCAGAGCGUAAGAAGAGUGCAGUGACAUACCUAAACAGCACAAUGCACCCUGGGACCCGGAAGAGAGGUCGUCCUCCAAAAUACAAUGCAGUGCUGGGGUUUGGAGCCCUUACCCCAACAUCCCCCCAAUCCAGUCAUCCUGACUCCCCUGAAAAUGAAAAGACAGAGACCACAUUCACUUUCCCUGCACCUGUUCAGCCUGUGUCCCUGCCCAGCCCCACCUCCACAGACGGUGAUAUUCAUGAGGAUUUUUGCAGCGUUUGCAGAAAAAGUGGCCAGUUACUGAUGUGCGACACAUGUUCCCGUGUAUAUCAUUUGGACUGCUUAGACCCCCCUCUGAAAACAAUUCCCAAGGGCAUGUGGAUCUGUCCCAGAUGUCAGGACCAGAUGCUGAAGAAGGAAGAAGCAAUUCCAUGGCCUGGAACUUUAGCAAUUGUUCAUUCCUAUAUUGCCUACAAAGCAGCAAAAGAAGAAGAGAAACAGAAGUUACUUAAAUGGAGUUCAGAUUUAAAACAAGAACGAGAACAACUAGAGCAAAAGGUGAAACAGCUCAGCAAUUCCAUAAGUAAAUGCAUGGAAAUGAAGAACACCAUCCUGGCCCGGCAGAAGGAGAUGCACAGCUCCCUGGAGAAGGUAAAACAGCUGAUUCGCCUCAUCCACGGCAUCGACCUCUCCAAACCUGUAGACUCUGAGGCCACUGUGGGGGCCAUCUCCAAUGGCCCGGACUGCACCCCCCCUGCCAAUGCCGCCACCUCCACGCCGGCCCCUUCCCCCUCCUCCCAGAGCUGCACAGCGAACUGUAACCAGGGGGAAGAGACUAAAUAACAGAGCCCCUCUAGGAGAAGCCACGGGAUCCCGGCGGCAAGGAGAACAGAACACUGAAGACUCUAGAAAAGCAAAGCCGGAUUUCUGGAAAGUGCAGAAUUCUUUUGGUUCUUUGGUUCCAGAGAGAGAGAAGAUGCUUGUGCCAGGUGGCACCAGAGUUUGCCAAUUGAUCCUUCUUAUUCUGUGUGUACAUGCAAAGAUUGGACCAUGUUACAUGAAAUAGUGCCAGCUGGAGGUUCUUUGCCAGCACCAUGCCAAGUGAAAUAAUAUAUUUACUCUCUCUAUUAUACACCAGUGUGUGCCUGCAGCAGCCUCCACAGCCACGAUGGGUUUGUUUCUGUUUUCUUGGGUGGGGAGCAGGGACGGGCGGAGGGAGGAGAGCAGGUUUCAGAUCCUUACUUGCCGAGCCGUUUGUUUAGGUAGAGAAGACAAGUCCAAAGAGUGUGUGGGCUUUCCUGUUUCUAAACUUUCGCUACUAUAAAACCAAAAAAAGGAAUUGAGAUUUCACCAACCCCAGUGCCCAGAAGAGGGAAGGGGAGUGGCUGGAGGGAGCAGGGGGUGGGACAGUGUAUCAAAUAAGCAGUAUUUAAUCACCUCUGGCGGGGGCCUCGUGCAAGGGGAGACUGACACCAAGAACAGCCAGUAGGUUCUUCUCCCCUGCACUCUGCUCCCUGCGCGGUAACCCCACCACUCCUGAAGCCUGCCCAGUCUCCUUCCUUCCCUGCUUGGUGAGUCGCGCAUCUCCGUGGUUAUCCCGCUGUCUCCUCUCCAAGAACAAGCAGAGCCCGGGCCACUGGCCCUUGCCCAAGGCAGGGAAGAAGGAUGUGUGUGUCCAGGAAGGAAAAAAAGGUGGAUCAGUGAUUUUACUUGAAAACAAGCUCCAUCCCUUUUCUAUAUUUAUAAGAAGAGAAGAUCUUGAGUGAAGCAGCACGCGACCCAGGUGUGUGUGAAUUGAAUGGAGACGUUUCUUUUCUCUUUCUUUAAUUUUUGUUUUUGUUCUUUUUUUCUUUAAGGAAAGUUUUAUUUUACUGUUCAUUUUACUUUCUUGGUAACAAAAACUAAAAUAAGGAAUAGAAAAGCUGUUUUUCAGGCUGACAGUCCAAUUAAGGGUAGCCAAGACCUUGCAUGGUAGAGUAGGAAUCAUAGUGUCAGUGAGGUCCCGUGAGUCUUUGUGAGUCCUUGUGUCAUCGUUCGGGCACUGUUUUUUUAUGCAAGGGCAAAAAUCUUUGUAUCUGGGGAAAAAAAACUUUUUUUUAAAUUAAAAAGGAAAAUAAAAGAUAUUGAGGUCUUCCUAGUGUUACUUAAAUUAAGAUCAAGGUAAGAAACAUUGUAAAAAAAAAUUACAAAAGUGCUAUUUGUUUCCUAAAAACAGUGAUUUCUAUUAAAAAGGUGUCAGAACUGGAGAAAAUGCCGUGUAGUUAUAAUUUUUUAGCACAGACCCUGCUGAUCACGAUGACAUUUUGCCGUGUGUGUGUCUCUAGACUGGUGGGCCAGUCUCCUUGAAGGACAGAGGCGGAGCUCCCCACCCUUCUCUCUCCUCAGAAAAGACCGUGCUCUCUUCUUGGUGCAGGGAUCUUGUCUCCUGUUGUGAAGCCCAAAUGGAAGCGUGGAUGGUAUCAGGGCCCUACCCGUGGUCUUCUCAGAUUCUGCUAGAGCAAAAGGCUGGUGCCUAAAUAAGAUCCCUUCCUUUGGUGCUGCUUUUGGUCUUUCAGCCACCAGCAUUAUGAGUGCCUGGGGGACACCUCCGAGGGAACUGGCCAGCGGAGCUCUGUGGUGCGCACGCACCCUGGCCGUGACAGGAGGGUGCGGGAGUACAGGCUGGCUGCAUCAGCCCUUGGUGCUUAGAACAGAGGAGGAGUGACAUGUUUUGAGGGUACGUCUCUGAGACAGAGCCCCAGCGUGGCCUUCGCUCUGUCUUGCCUUUGGGGAGAGGUCUGAAGCUCCCACUCCUUUCUCUGCCUGUUGGCUCCAGGCACCAGAAAUUUACUCCACUCCACCCACCCACAAGCCUCCUGGGUGACCCUGGGCUAGAAUUGCUGCGCUUGCCUCGGCUUGGCCGGUUGUGGCCUCUCCUUGAGAAAACCAGGGUUGUGAAAGACUCAGACCAUUCUCUCAUCUUGCCUUGUCAGAAGUAAAUUGUGUCAGAUUUGUGCUCUCGCUGGAGACCUUUGCCCCUUGCGUGCCCCUGGCCGAUGGGAGGGCGGUGGAGGCUCUGUACCCUGGCCCUGCUGGAGCAUCUCCCCCAAGCCCACUCCAGGCCCUGGGAAUGGCCAGAGUCUAGGAGAGGUAGAAACGAUCCUAUCAGCUUCUCUCCCACCCAAUUAGGCCCAGAGAGACAAAGACAGAUCUGAAAGCAAAUGCAACAGAGAAGAGACACUUCUUAGAGUAAAAUGUGUCUCAUCUCUAUCAGCCAUCGCCUUUCAUCUUCCCAGGGGCCUCAGAAGAAGGAAUUAAGUUAGGCUGAACAGGCCUCAGAGUUAGGCCCUGGCUGCUUGAUUGGCUGAGGGGGAAAGAGUUCCCUUUUCUCAUUCAGAAACCAAGGUGCUGUGUCUAGUCAGGGAGCCUUGGAGAUGCCUGGACUAGUUGGAGGAAUCGUUGGCAGAGGAUCAGAGACCAGCAGCAGGCUGUCUGCCCUGUCUAGAGCUCUUCCCCUCAACUUGUCUGGGCCCAUCUGGGGGUUGCCACACAACACCUAACUUACCUUUUCCUGAAAGAAGUUGGGAAACCAUCAUCACUAGAGGCCUUUGCUCAGAGAGGAGCUGCCUUAGGAGUCUUGGGUCGGAGGACGGGGCUAGGAAUUGACCAGGGCUUUGCCUGCCGCCCUCAGCAGUGUCGGGUACAUUCUGACCUCGCCUGCAGCUGGGCUGUGGAUUCUUCCUGACAUUCAGAUGUGAGCUGUUUUGGGAGUCAGCUAGUAUGGAGUACGAGAUGCAACCCAGCCCCCAAACCUACAUUCUGCACUCAAAUUCCAAAACACUGCUUUACUGUAAAGAAGAGGCCCCUGGCACCCAAUCUCCCUGUCCUUCACUGUCCCCUCAGACCUGGGCGGGGAGGGGGGGGGGCCUGUGACCACCUGAGACAUACGCUCGUGACACUGCCCCACCCCAGCCACCUCCACUUGCUUCCUCCUCCUUCCCUCCGCUGCUCUUUCCCCACGGCCCAGAAUUUAGCUGCUCUGACAGCCACUUUUGAGACCAGCUGGCUUUGUAGUCACUUCAGAGAGCUGGAGCGGCUGCCCACUGGGCCCUGACUGGGAGUCCCCUGCCAGCUCCUGAUCAGGCGCUGCGCCCUGGUGGCAGUGAUGACUGGGAGUCCCCUGCCAGCUCCUGUCCAGGCGCUGCAUCCUGGUAACAGUGAGGCCAUGUUGCUGUCAUCUCCACCUCUGCAUUCUUGCUGCCUGUGGGUCCUUUUUCUUUCAUGGAGCCUGCUGGGUCUUGUCUCACCUGUGCUGAGCUCCUCUGGGGUUUUGAUUUCUUCCUUCCUUAUCAGGCCCUUUGGGGUAAGCCUGCUGGUUGUACCUGACAUAGGGAGGCAGUUAGGGGCAGUCCCUGGUGGGGCCGCCCUGGCAGCCUCCAGCUGGCACCAUCGUGUGCCUGGUUUCCCUGCAACACCUGCCUCUCUGUCCCUGCUGCUGCUUGGCUCAGGCCCAACAGGCAGCGUGCAUGGAGGUGGUUACACACAGCUGUUUCCGUGAGGGUGACCGUGUCUGCAGCACGCUUCCGUCUCCGCAUGCACGGCUGCCUCUCCAGCCACCUCUGAUACUUCUCUCUUGGGGCCAUCAGAGCCUCCCUUGGGCUGUCACCUCCCAGCUCACACACACUCUUCAGUGGUUUCCUCUCUUCAUUCUCUUAUAGGGCGUGGUCCUUCUUAUUUAUCUAAAGGGCUGAAUUUAGGAGACUUUUUACCCAGGGGCAAAAGGCUCUUAGGGUAAUGAGAUGGAUGGUGGCCCAGGUGCAUUUUCCAGGGCCUGGGUUCUCCAGAUCCCGUGGCUUCUGUUGAGUGGAGGCAACUUUGCUCUGUGUGAACCUCGCCCCUGUCCCUCUGCCGGGCACCCCUGGCAGGAAGCAGGACUCCCAUCCUCACCCUGACUUAGACUGUCCUCUGAGUCAGCUCCUCUCCAAGACAGGAGUGGGCAGCCCUGGGCAGUCUUCUGGCCCCUUGCUAAAGUGAGGGGCAGGAAGCUGGGGCUGCCCUCCAGAAAGCCGGGGUAGGAACUCUGAAAAAUACCUCCUCUAAACGGAAGCAGGGCUCUCCAGUUCCACUUGGCGCCCCCUCCCACAAGGCCCUUCCUCCCUGAGGACCCCACCCCCCUACCCCUUCCCCAGCAGCCUUUGGACCCUCACCUCUCUCCGGUGUCCGUGGGUCCUCAGCCCAGGGUGAGCUGCAGUCAGGCGGGAUGGGACGGGCAGGCCAGAGGUCAGCCAGCUCCUAGCAGAGAAGAGCCAGCCAGACCCCAACCCUGUCUCUUGUCCAUGCCCUUUGUGAUUUCAGUCUUGGUAGACUUGUAUUUGGAGUUUUGUGCUUCAAAGUUUUUGUUUUUGUUUGUUUGGUUUUUGUUUUGAGGGGGUGGGGGGGGAUACAGAGCAGCUGAUCAAUUUGUAUUUAUUUAUUUUAACAUUUUACUAAAUAAAGCCAAAUAAAGCCUCUCA